CAAGGAACAAAGAUCGCACUAGAAAUGGUGGCUCGUCACACUUGGCUGCUGCCGCCCGUUCUCGCUGUAUGCCUGGCGGUGGCAUUGCUCGCGGCGGACGCGUCGGCACCCUUGCACCUCGAGGCGCUGCUGGCGUUCAAGAAGGCCGUCACCGCCGACCCGCUGGGCGCGCUGUCCGGCUGGACGGUGGGGGCUGGCGACGCCGUCCGCGGCGGGGUGCCGCGGCACUGCAACUGGACCGGCGUCGCCUGCGACGGCGCGGGCCGCGUCACGUCCAUCCAGCUGCUCCAGACCCAGCUCCAGGGCGCGCUCACGCCGUUCCUCGGCAACAUCUCCACGCUCCAGCUCCUCGACCUCACCGAGAACGCCUUCACCGGCGGCAUCCCGCCGCAACUCGGCCGCCUCGGCGAGCUCCAGCAGCUCAUCCUCGCCGAGAACGGCUUCGCCGGAGGCAUUCCCCAGGAGCUCGGCGACCUGGGGAGCCUGCAGCUCCUGGACCUCGGCAACAAUUCCCUCAGCGGCGGCAUCCCGAGCAGCCUCUGCAACUGCUCGGCGAUGUGGGCGCUCGGCCUGGACACCAACAACCUCACCGGCCAAAUCCCGUCUUGCAUCGGCGAUCUCGACAAGCUCCAGAUAUUCGAGGCCUUUAUGACCAAUCUCGACGGCGAGCUUCCGCCGUCAUUCGCCAAGCUCACGCAGAUGAAGUCGCUGGACCUCAGCGCCAACAAGCUGUCCGGCUCGAUCCCGCCGGAGAUCGGGAACUUCUCGCACCUCUGGAUUCUUCAGCUGGUGGAAAACCGCUUCUCCGGACCAAUCCCGUCGGAGCUCGGCCGCUGCAAGAACCUCACCAGGCUCAACAUAUACAGCAACCGAUUCACCGGCGCCAUCCCUCGCGAGCUUGGGGAGCUCGUGAACCUGGAGGAGUUGCGCCUGUACGACAACGCGCUGUCGUCCGAGAUCCCGAGCUCGCUGGGGCGGUGCACGAAGCUAGUAUCGCUUGGGCUGUCCAAGAACCGGCUGACCGGCUCGAUCCCGCCGGAGCUUGGCGAGCUCCGGUCGCUCCAGACGCUGACGCUCCAUGAUAACCGGCUCACCGGCACGGUUCCGACAUCUCUGACGAAUCUUGUCAACCUGACAUACCUGUCGCUCAGCAACAACUCCCUGUCUGGCCGGCUGCCGGAGAACAUCGGGGCGCUCCGGAAUCUCCGGAAGCUCAUCAUCCACAGCAACUCGCUGUCCGGCCCAAUUCCGGUGAGCAUAGCCAACUGCACGUUGCUGUCCAACGCGAGCAUGUCAUCAAACGAGUUGACAGGGCACCUGCCUGCUGGGCUUGGCCAGCUACAGGGCCUCGUGUUCUUUUCAGUGGGCAACAACUCGCUGAACGGAAGUAUACCGAAGGACCUGCUCCACUGCGUCAACCUCCGCACUCUGGUCCUAGCAAGCAACAACUUCACCGGUGGGCUGUGGUAGAAGUACAUAUUUUAUGUUUUACUAGGUGAGUGCCCGUGCGUUGCAACGGGAAAAACCUCAUGUAUGCAUGGAUGACAUAUUGAGGUGAUACUAUCAAGAAUCAACUCAACCAAAACUGCAUCCAAAUAGUUCUGCUUUUGUUACAGGAUCAUACAAUCCGAAUGCAUGUAUUUGUUUAAAUAAAGAUAUGUAGAUGGUAUAUAGUUUAGUCUUACAAUCAAAAGACAUUGAACUACCCAGAAAUAUUCCUUCAUAUAUACUUUCUAACAGUCAAAAAACUAAUGCUUUCAAAAAACCCUACAUGUUUGAGUCAAAAAAAGAAACCAGUAUAAUUAUCGAAUUCAAUGGCCAUGGAAUAUAAUUUAUUUCACCGCGUAUCUGCAUGAGAAGAAUAGUAGUGGUUACUGGUUAAAGCAUGAAUUUGUACAAAAUAGCUUAGCAAGAGAAAAACAACGAUCAUAUAUUUAUGCAAGAUAAUAAUGGAUGAGAACACAAAAGGGAAAAGGCUCAAGCUUCUAUGUACCAAAUGAGACAGAAAAUCGUAUUCUUAUCCCAAAGUUAAAUUAAUAACCGCGACAUUUAUUAAGAUAUAAAGAAAAAGUUAAAAGAGAAAAAAACAUCAUUACAUAAUACUUUGAAAUGAGAUGUUCAGCAUUACAUUUGCAGCUUCCAGAUUUUGCAGCAUCAAAUAUACUGGACAAUCAAAUCAUGUUGGUGUCUGGUAUCUAGUUUCCGGAGUGCUCUGUACCAUCAUAAUCUUCUUUAACAGCAGGGUCUUCUCCAAAGUGUAUCGAAAAGCCACCCCCUUGUUUGUACAAGAACAAUUUAUCCCGCAGCUAUUUAUAGUUUUGGCUAAGUAUUACGAGAAGUGUGUGCAGUAUAACAAUGAGGUACUUAACAAGUUUGUUUCGCGUGGCUGAAUGAUGUGUUGUUACCUAUAGGGCCUCAGUCCUUUUCUCCCCGAAACAGGGUUGUGCCGCCACGGCGUACAUGUCAUUCACUCGCUUGAACACCUCUUGUGCCAUCCACCAGCAGAUGGCGCAGACACCAA
This is a messenger RNA of Aegilops tauschii subsp. strangulata, 2521 nucleotides long. RefSeq lists its product as uncharacterized. Gene Ontology annotation, molecular function: protein binding. The record is from RefSeq and is a predicted model, not a curated record. NCBI's taxonomy places the organism in Eukaryota, Viridiplantae, Streptophyta, Magnoliopsida, Poales, Poaceae.